Molecule: messenger RNA, 594 nt
Organism: Aphanomyces astaci
Lineage: Eukaryota; Oomycota; Saprolegniomycetes; Saprolegniales; Verrucalvaceae
Exons: 3
Coding region: 1-594 (197 amino acids)
Molecular function (GO): nucleic acid binding
Source: RefSeq, a predicted model, not a curated record
AUGGAAACAGCAGUGAUCCGCACAGGCCGCGAGCUUAGCGAGACCGAGAAAAUAGCGGUGGUGAGGUACCUCCAGGACAACUUGGUCAAUGGCAAGUUGGCUCGUGGCGCCAUCGCUCGCAUGUCCAGCGCUCUGCCCCGUCCCUGCUCGGCCACAGGACAACCCGGCGAUCUCGAGGACUUUGAGUUUACCCAUAUGUGGGACGUCGUGCACCUAGAUGAAAAAUGGUUCAACUCGGAUAAGGACCGUCGCAAGGUUUACCUCACCAAACGCGAAACACCUCGGCGUCGCAGUUGCAAGUCCAAACUAUUUCUCCCAAAAGUCAUGUUCCUUGCCGCCGUUGCACGUCCUCGAUGGGAUAUUGACCGCGACUCUGACUUCGACGGAAAUAUCGGGAUGUGGCCCUUCGUCGAGCAACUACCCGCGGCGCCAAACUCACGCAACCGUCACGCUGGAACAAUGGUUACUCAGUUGGUGGCUGUGACAUCGGAGACGUACCAAGACUUCGUCAUGAACAAGCACGAUAACGCUACACCCCACCGUAUUCUGAACGCAUCGCUCCUUCGCCUUGCCUCAACCGACGGUUGGACGUAA